AUGCUCUGGAACUUCCUGGCCGGCCUGGUGCUCGUUGCCCCGACUCAGGCUCUUAUUCGAUUCGGAUGCUCGCAGCUGGUCGUAGAUCGCCUUGACCCUUUGGUUGAACCAGGCAACGCUCCAUCAUCGCAUCUCCACCAGAUCAUCGGAGGAAACUCGUUUGUUCCUGAUAUGAGCCCGGAUGUUCACGACCCACCUGCGAUGUCCACAUGCACGACUUGCCAGCCUGCAGAUGACUUCUCCAACUACUGGACGGCUUCUCUUUACUUUCGCGCAAGGAAUGGUACCUACAAGCGUGUUAGUCAAAAAGGCAAUGCAGGAUUUGAGGGUCAAAACGGCGGUAUGACUGUUUACUACAUGCAGAAUCAGCUUGCCGACUACCAACAGAAAGCGAAGGUCAAGGCGUUCCAACCGGGCUUUCGUAUGCUCAUCGGCUCACCAAUCGCAUCUACAAAGGCAGAAGCGGAUAGGUAUCCUCAACUUACAUAUACUUGUCUGCAAGACCCGAGCACACGCUUUCCAGAAACCAAAGCGUUCCCUACCAAACCUUGCCCAGCAGGCAUCAUGGUCAACUUGAGGUUCCCGACGUGUUGGAAUGGUGAAGACCUAGAUUCGCCGGAUCACAUGGCUCAUAUGGCCUACCCCGUCUCGGGUACAUUCGAGAGCCAAGGUCCCUGCCCAGCCUCUCACAGCGUGUCUAACGUAACGUAG
Molecule: messenger RNA, 711 nt
Organism: Alternaria novae-zelandiae
Lineage: Eukaryota; Fungi; Ascomycota; Dothideomycetes; Pleosporales; Pleosporaceae
Exons: 4
Coding region: 1-711 (236 amino acids)
Source: RefSeq, a predicted model, not a curated record